This is a messenger RNA of Pomacea canaliculata, 6640 nucleotides long. RefSeq names its product glutamate receptor 4-like. Gene Ontology annotation, cellular component: plasma membrane; postsynaptic membrane. The record is from RefSeq and is a predicted model, not a curated record. Gene Ontology annotation, molecular function: glutamate-gated receptor activity; transmitter-gated monoatomic ion channel activity involved in regulation of postsynaptic membrane potential. The transcript is spliced from 9 exons. Bases 1247 to 2758 code for a protein of 503 amino acids. Lineage: Eukaryota; Metazoa; Mollusca; Gastropoda; Architaenioglossa; Ampullariidae. Gene Ontology annotation, biological process: modulation of chemical synaptic transmission; synaptic transmission, glutamatergic.
AGGGUGGAGGUAAGUCGGAGUGUGGAGAACUGCGAAUGCUGGAGGCAGCGUACAACAACAACAACAUCCGUCUAUGACGUCGCUUCCGCCGCCACCACAGCAGCAGCGGCAGCAGCGGCCAGUCUGUCCUUCCAUCUUCCCCCCACCACCACCAGCAACAACCUUCGCGCAAGCGGCAGCGCGUGUUCGUGCUCUCAUCAUAUCGUCCGGUCUGUUGUGAGUGACAUCGCCGACCACCCACACGGCGAGUCGCGGCACCAUAUCGGCAUCGUGACACUCGAACCGUGUGUGUGUGUCACACCUGGCUGCACCCUGCGACAUCACAUCCGUCUGUGCAUCACUGCCGUGAUGAGAACGUCUGCAGCUUCGGUGACAUCACGCGCGUGACUGACCGCAACAUAACAACUUAUUUAAAAAAUAAUAACAAGUUGUCUCAGUUAUAUAUUCGACAAUCGGUGUCUGGUUAGGAAGCUUCUUAAGCGCUCCACCAAGGUAUUUGCUAAAAAGGAGUUUGUUUUGACAGCACGAGCUCUUCAGCAGGGAACGCCGAGUUAGUCCACGUGUGAUGUGAUUUUCAUGCACGUGGUAUUGUGACGUAAAAGCACGUGCAAUGCAUGGUGGGACUGCGGCAUCAGAUGCUGUGAGUGAGAUCCACGCCAGAAGCUUGUGUUUGUUUCCAGGCCUUCCUCAUCAGGCCAUCAUCAAAGUGGAGCUUGCUGAAUCGCAAACUAAGUGAAAGCAAAGUGGGUGUCUUUGGUAAAACUGACCAGCACGUGCAGAACAGGGACCUGGUCUGACCCCAAAAAGUCUCUCUCUGCUGGAUGCCAACACCUUUAACAGUCCCACCCAACUCCUUCAGUCCCCCUCCCCUACCCACCUUGCCAGUGUCUGCGCCAGGUGGAAGAGAUAGAACUCUCGGUUUGGACUACAAUGACUUCGGGGUGUUGAAUCUCAGUUUCAAGAGCACUGACCACCGUUAGGAAAGGGGUGAGGGUUAGAAUCAGCUAGAAUCAGCCUCCUGCUACAGCCCUGGGUGCAAGGAAACCCCAUCACUGGGGCAGACGAGUCCCGAGAUUGUGGAAUUUACGGCAGGGGAAUGCCACUUUGUGAUCGACCGUUAUGUGGGUUGCGUCAGAGUAGCUAACGUAUGGACGGGAAAGGAUUUGGAGAGCAGGCAAGAUAAAUUUAGAAACGAAAACGAUAAAAGGGUUUUCGCUGGAGUCCGCAGCGGAGCGAGGGAAGAGCGAUGGAAGCUGGUCGAGGUGUGGCGUCCAUCCUGACGGUCUGGGGAUGUGCACUGGCCUUGAUGAUGUUCGCACCUGGGACUGCCUCACAGGCAACAAGAACAGUGCACGUGUCCUCCAUACUGAUCAAGCCCUACCUGCAGCAUUUGGAUGUCAACGGUAGCACGGAGUACGAUGGCUACAUCCAGGAACUUCUGGAGGAGGUGGGGCGUCUCACCAACGUCGACUUCAAGAUCCACAGCCUCAACACGGUGUACGGCGCUCUGGUCGACGGCUCGUGGACCGGUCUAGUGGGCGAUGUGGUCAACAAAAAAGUGGAACUUGUGGCCGCGCCCUUGACGAUGACGUCAUCACGGAACAAGGUGCUGGACUUCUCGGUGCCGUUCCAGGACUUCGGACCGGUCAUCGUCAUGCGUCGUCCACGCAACGAACAGCCGAGCUUUGGCGAGCGCUUCUCGCGCAUCUUCGCCCCCUUGUCGCACAGCGUGUGGCUGAUGGCGCUCGUCGCCUACUUCAUCACCAGCGUCGUCCUGUACAUCAUCUGCCACUGCAACCCUUACGAGUGGCGCCACCUGUACCGCGACGGGCAGGCCACCUACCGAGAGGGCGAGUCCUUCACAUGCAUGAACGCCUUCUGGUUUAUGAUGAGCACCUGGAUGUUGCAAGGAUUUGUGCGGGCCCCAAGAUCACUGGGAGGGAGGCUGGUGGUGACCUUCUGGUGGAUGUUCAUCAUUGCCUUCUUGCUGACCUACACGGCCAGUCUCGCCAACCUGCUGCGCGUGGGGCCUUCUUCUAUGGACGACGAGCACUACUCACGCAUCCUGAACUUUGAGGACCUGGCCAAGCAGACAGAGGUGUCCUACGGAUUUCUGGGAGGAGGCUCAACCGAAACCUACUUCAAGAACGCAAAGGUGCCACAUCUGAAGACCAUCUGGUCACAAGUCAACAAAAGGAAGACGGCGACCUCUUCCACAGAGAAGGGCAUCGAGAAGGUCCGCAACUCUCCAGACUCCCGGCCCUUCGCCUUCAUCAUGGAGUCCUCCAUGGCCAAGUACAUGCUGCGGCAGGAACCGUGCAACCUGUACAUGGUCAGCGACCUGACGGUGAGUGGUGCGUACGCUCUAGCCUACCUGCCGGGCUGGGACCUGGCCAGGCAGGUGGAUGAGGCGCUGCUGAUCAUGCGUGAAAACGGCACGCUCAAGCUGCUGGAGGACAGGUGGUUCCGCGGCCAGUGCGAGGGCAACAUCGUUGACCCCACCUACUGGGAGAAAAUGAAGGGUACCCCGUUCUACCCGGUCGAUCUUGGUUCCUUCUCCGGGGCUCUGGUGAUCCUGCUGGCGGGUGUCGUGGCUGGGAGCCUGGUCACCGUCUUGGAGAUCAUCAUUUUUAAAAAAGCAGAACUGGCGGAGGAUGAAGCGACCCUUCCAAUGAAAACUAGCAACAAACAGGAAGAGCAAAAUAAAAUCAAGGCCGAUAACCAGCUUGGCAUAAACGAAAGCGUCACCGACGUAUAACGAGGCUGUCGUCGAGAUACCGUUAGUGUGACGUCAGACAGCAGCAAGACACCAACAGGACGUCAGUAUGUACCAUCGGCAUGGCGUCAGACAGCAGCGAGAGACCAUCGGCGUCACGUCAGACUAAAUAUAGCAUCAGUAUGUCGUCGGAUGACAGCAAGAUAUGCAGAGCUGCAGGAGUAGAUGGGGAGGACGUCAGACAACAGCAAGAUACUGUAAGCAGGAUACUAAACAGCAACCAUCAUCAUCAUCAUCAUCAUCAUCAUCAUCAUCAAUCCAUCAAUCCAUCCAUCAAUCCAUCCAUCCAUCAUCGUCUUCGUCGUCGUCGUCAUUGACACAUAGCAAGGUCUCCUCGAAUCACACUAUUAUUGAAGAAUCGUCGACGAGGAGCUGGUGUGGACUGACGAGGAGAGUGGAGUGAAAAGAAACACGGACGAAACUGUCUUUACAGCCUCUCCACUUUGUUGUCGUUGAUGCUGUCUACAUGAACGUCUCGUCCGCAGCGGCAGGUGAAACAAAGGCUCCCCCUGUUCGCUGGCUCUCCACCGGUCGGUGAUUUAUACCUCCCCCAUCUUAUCCCUCUUUACUAGUAAUUUUUCGGUCUGUGCUCUUGUUAUUAAUUGUGCAGGGUGAACAGCUUAGGGAGAGUGUUUGUAGUCUGGUACCUGUCACAUAUAAUGGGGAUCUCUCAAACUGGUGUGCGUUACUUGAGAGGUUAGUGAGAUCACGUGUUGUGCGAAAGCAACCGUUCGGGUCUCACAUUUGCUGCUCUUUCAACUGUAGUCAGUUUUCAUUUACCGCUACUGCUGUGAUCUCCAGGAACGAGCCCCCGUUGUUUAUCUUCUAGCAUCCGUUAGCAGGCCAUCUGCUUGAUCAUUGCCUGCUACUCCACACAGUAUGCGGAUCCAGAGAAUGACGACCUCCGAUUAACGCCGGAUCCCUGUUCCUCCGGUACCCAAGGGAAUGCGUGUGCACUUUUGAUGAUUUGGUUGACCGAGAUGCCCUCGGCUCACACACAAGUACAUUCUUCAGGAUCUUCAGGUCAAAAGAUGCAUCACUGUGUGUUUAUUUUUGUUCGUUUGUUUUUGAAAAGAUUACAUUUAUGCCGGCGGUGUUAUACUGCAGUUCCUUUUAACCUGAUGCCUUUUUCAUGUGUAACCAUGUUCUCCGCUCCGAGCUAGCGUCCCAAGGCGUCCCAAGGGCCGUGCUACGAGGUUUGAACUCCAGGAUGAACUCUAGGAUCGCGCUUAUAAGGCAGAACGUUACCUCAGGGUUAGCUUUGGACCAGAGACACUUGCGGUCCUGAUAUUAGAAGCAGGCGCAGACGUACGAGCUCGGCUGAAAACCUAGAGGUUCACAUCUUGCCAAGACUAUAGGCAGAUGCUGAGCGGAGGUAACACAAACCCCGGGGGUGCGGAAGCAUCUCGAUGUCUGCGUCAGUUGUCAUUUUAGAGUGCUUCUGGUUCCAAACGGCGGUCUCCCCAGUAGCACAUUGACUGACGGUCCUUUAUGUAAAUUGUACUGAGAACUGUGCCUUCCCCUCCCCUCUAAGCCAUGACUAUACUUGCGAUAAUGCCCUUUGCCACCUCGUGAAACCUCGUGUACCACAGGAUUUCGUGUGAACCCGUGUGGUGGCAUAAAGACGUCCAUUCUGUACAUCUCAAGAAUGUCAUAGGGCUGUCGGACUCUAUGUGGGGUGAGCGGUUUUUUUUUAAAGACAAAGAUUUAUUCAGUCGCCUUGACAAAGAAUGACCUACCCCAUGACAAUGACACGGCAGGUGGCGCAAAACUACCCGCAACCUUAACACGUAUCACUAACGCAUGUAUCGCAAGAACGGGUACAACUGAAAUAUGUACCCUGAACGCACCCCCAGACUGUCAUUACGAAAUACUCAGGCUCGCGAUUUUUUUUUUUUUUUUUUCACACUAACUUUGGCGACUAACCUUUUUUUAUACAUGCACGAACAGCCGAACAUGGUUGGCUACUUUAGAUCGUUUUGUCUGCUAGUUAUUCUGUAGAAAAUAAAACACCAAACCCCCUAACCCUAAUUAUAACCACAACUCUGAUCUUAAUCACAGAUGUCGAGCUUACACACACAUGCACAAAGAACAGUACGAGCAUUCUAUAGCAGAUUAGAUAAAAACAAUCACCAUUUUCAUUGGACAUCAGCAAAGGCAAAAUUAAAAGACUGUGCCAGCGCGUGGCAAAAGUCAGUACCAAAAAAAACCGCUUCCAUGUCGGCUUGAGAUGAUCUGAGGCAAGUGUGGGUGGACGAACAGGACGCAACUUGAUCGUCGAAAAGGUCUGUUCCCCCACCUCAACCAUCUACCCCCGGCAUGAAAGUUCACAGUUCUUGAGGAGGCAGGUGUCCAGACACCCGAGUACCUCUGUCCAGCUGCCAUGCUGGAUGUCGAAGGGGAGAGAACCAUACGAAAGUCGCUUUGUCCUCGCUAAACACCCGCGACUGUCUUCACAGUUUGCAGUUUUGUUUGUGAUGUAGAUAACCCUAUAGCAGGGCUUUAACGGGGCAGUCGACCCCAUCUGUAACUGAUCUGCACCUUGGAUAAUACUCGAGAUAUAUGCACACCUCACAAAAGGCGAUAUUUUAGCGAAGUUCGAAUUGUCGAGUUCUGUAAUGAGUGAAGUUAUUUGUGAUUUUGUUCCAGAACAAGUGGUCUACAAGGUUUACAGCUGUGGACAAUAACAACAGUGUAGUAGUACAGAUGUAAAUAUCUGAAUACAGUUUAACGAUGCAUGAUUGUGCAAUGUUAAUAGCGACAACAACUAUUUGACACAAACAUUUGCUGUUUACUUCAUCGCACUUCGAGAUGAGUUUCACAUGCGCCUGUGAGUCAGGACUCACUCUGUGUUGCUCCUUGAAGAUCGUCGCUGCUGCAAAACGCACAAUGCAAGAAAACAAAACAGGUUGAAAAGUAUACUGGGGGGAGGGUCCCUUCUCCCCAUCCAUACCUACUAUUCCGCAGGAAAAGUUAUUAAAAAAAAGGUCAUAGCAUUUAGCACUUACAAAGUUUAUAAGUAAACAUGUUCUGGAAAAAUUUCAGGAUUUCGUAUUGUGAGACGCUACAGCUUCGAACUUCAUCCUCUCGAACUUGCAGGUUUAGAUGUUGGCAACGACGAUAAGAAAUAUAAUAUCAGAUCACGAGUUUAAUUUUUCUGCAACAUCGUAAAAUAAAAGUUUUAAUUGCUUUUCUAGAUAAUCUCUGUAAAUCGUUUCUGUAAAGCUCUCAGCAAAUCAUUGGAAAGCGCUAUAUAAAUCUUCAUUAUUAUUAUUUAAUCUGUACUGUCACAUUCUUAAUCAGGGAAAACCAUUCUCGAAUAUUCGACAGUGUCCGAUCAAGAAGACCCUUAAGAAAGGAUGGUGCAGUAGUGUUCGUACAUAUUUUUCAUACACAGACCCACAAGCUUCCAAGAGUAGACAGUCGAUUCGCAUGUGCGUACAGACCAUGAACGUGUAUCCGUACACAGAUAAACAAAGAUGCGCAAGUGCCCCCAGCCAUGGUAUAGAUGGUUGUAUUUCCAGUUUUCAAGCCGCACUAGCAGCAACAAAUCGUUUUAACUGUUUAACUGUCACCUUUUGACUCAUGCUGGGUUACAAGCUUAGUCUCUGUAAAACUUGAGUCUCAUACAGGUGAGACACCUAGCAGACUACUAUUGGGGUACGUUUACAAGAAUGCUCACAAGCCACCCGUGGCCUGGCUGACCACGCACAGUUUUCCGCUCACCUUUCUCUUCCACCCCUUUCCUGACCUAUGAUCCCCCGAGUUGUGAUCGCUGUCAAACCCGUAGCUUUUAACAAGUCUGAAUAAGACUCCUUUGUUUUACGUGAAUGAAGUUGAUUAAUAAACAUGAAUUUUGGGUAA